AUGGCGGCGCUGAGUGCAAGGCUGUGUCAGCUCUCAGCCCUCAGGAGGCCGGGCCGCACAGCCAUUGCAGACAUGCACGGAAAAGUUGCACGCUCGGGUUACCUGGUCCCUGCCCAGCUCCGGCGUUCACUCGCUCGCACCCGUGGAAGCACAGACCCUGUAUUUCACAACUUUCAACACAAUCGUUUUCUUUUCGUGUUCUUCUUGGUUUUCUACUUCCAAGGCCCAGCAGAGGGGGCGUCCGAGAGGAGGGGUGGGGGCCGCAGACCCACCCCAGGGACUCUGGGGCAGACGGUAGCUCCUCCCACUGAGAGCACCCCCUCUUUUUCGGAACCCCCACUGCCUACCCCACCCCUAGGCCUGCGACCGGCAGGGGCUCUGCGGAGGCCGAGCCGGGCGGGGCGGGCCGCAGCCUGUGCCACCCCUACGGCGCUGAGCCCUCGCGCUCCCCGGACACCGCGGGCCCCGGAGCUGAGGACAGGCUCCGCAGGAACCGGCACCCUGGGGCGGCGCGCAGAGCUGGCGACGGGCGGCCCGCGGAGCCCCCGGAGCGCACGCGCGGGGCUGCGCCUGGUGCUGCUGCUGCUGGGGCUGGUGCCGCCGAGCGCUGCAGAGAGUCCCUGGGGGCUGCCCGUCGUGGCCGAUGGGCCGGCGUCCGUGGCAAAGGAGGUGAUGGCCCAACUGGCCACCAUGAAGUUAGAAAACAAGCCAUGGCCUGGAGGGACCCAUUCUCUCCACUACCACUACCUGGCCCUGUCGGAACCGGGCUCGGACCUCCCCGACUUUCUGGCCGUGGGCUACGUGGACGACCAGCCCUUCAUCCGCUACGACAGUCGCCUGGGCAGGGCCAAGCCCCAGGCCCCGUGGGUGGCACCCAUCGAGGCCCAGUACUGGGAGACAGAGACCCAGAAGCAGCGGGCCUGGGAGAAGGUGCAGCAGGUGGAGAUGUGGACCGUGAUGGGCUACCACAACCAGAGCAGCGCCCCAGCCCCUGCCCCGGUGGGUGGUGGGCGUCUCCCCAGAGGCCGGGGACCCCGCCCUGGCGCCCCCGGUGCACAGCCUUCCCGCCCGGCCUGCUCAGGCCUGCACAGCGCCCAGCGCACGUUCGGCUGCGAGAUCCGGGCGGACGGCAGCACCGGCAGCUUCUGGCAGUUCGGCUUCGACGGGCAGGACCACCUGACGCUGGACCUGGAGACGCUGAGCUGGGUGUCCGCCGAGCCCCUGGCCGUGCGCACCAAGCGCUGGUGGGAGAUGGAGCGCUGCUACGCCGAGUACGACAAGGCCUACCUGGAGGGGCUCUGCCUCAGCUCCCUGCGCAGAUACCUGGAGCUGGGCGGCCGGAGCCUCACCCGGCGAGACCCACCCAAGGUGCAAGUGACGAAGCACCUGGACCAGGAUGGGGGUGCUGUGCUGAAGUGCUGGGCCUUGGGCUUCUACCCAAAGGACAUCACACUGAGCUGGUGGCUGGGUGGGGAGGAGCUGGCCCUAGAGACCGAGCGGGUGGAGACGCGGCCCAGUGGCGAUGGCACCUACCAGACAUGGGCAGCCGUGCAAGUGCGCAAGGGGACGGCAGAGUCCCACUACUCUUGCCACGUGCAGCAUCCCGGCCUGAACAACACACUCACUGUGGUCUGGGAACCCCCUUCUUGUUGCGGACCCACCACUGUGAUCAUCAUUGCCAUUUUGGUCACCGCCCUGUUGGUGGCUGGAGUUCUGGUUUGCACAGCUUGGCUUCGAGCCAGGAAUAAGGCAUCUUACAAUCAAGCCCCAGGUGGAGAGGACCUCCAUGAAUCCCAAGGGCCAGCGAGAGAAGAGGCUGCCCAGCAUCUCUGCUGAUGGACGUUCACUGCUACAAGACCAAGGAGGGGUUUUGUGGGUGUUUGAGGGGCUGGAGGCCCCCUAUACUGACUGGCUGACAGCUGCCACUUGACCAUGAAGUACCCACCCCUUUCCAAACCUGAGCUCUCCUCACCCCCAUUAGCCUACUACAGGCAGUUAAGCAUUGCCAUCCUUCUGAAGGCCUCUUAAACAAAUCCAAUUGGUUCCUGUUGAGGUUGGAGGAGGGUUUCAGUUUGCUAAAGCUGCUGGAAUGCAGUUCUAAGGCCAUGAAAAUGUCCAAAUUAGGGCAUCGACAAGAGGAUACCUUCUCUGAAGAAAGGCUGCCAGCAUCCGAGGUUCCUCUGUCCCAUGGG
Choloepus didactylus (southern two-toed sloth) is the source of this 2192-nucleotide messenger RNA. Its product is annotated as class I histocompatibility antigen, Gogo-A*0201 alpha chain-like. Gene Ontology annotation, cellular component: external side of plasma membrane. NCBI's taxonomy places the organism in Eukaryota, Metazoa, Chordata, Mammalia, Pilosa, Megalonychidae. Gene Ontology annotation, biological process: immune response. The transcript has 9 exons. The record is from RefSeq and is a predicted model, not a curated record. The coding region runs from base 1 to 1836 and encodes 611 amino acids.